GCCAGAUUUCAUGCUUGUAGCAAUUUUGUAAUUUUUCUAGCAAAUGAACUCUGAAAUUAGACAGAACUAGCUAUAAAAUAGCUAAGUUGGCAAUAGUGCAACUCUAUAAAACAGCCCGCGCGACCAUCCUAUACAACUUUCGUUAAUUCUAAUUGUGUGAACAUUUAUGGCAAUAAAACAUAAACUCUGUGCGAGAACUACGUAACGUCGAUACACAAAACUAUUCUCACACAUAUACGCACACUCGCGCACUGUAUUUAGAAUACACCCAUAUAACGGGGCUCCCAAUAGGAAAGCGCCAACGGUAAUAAAAAGACAACAACAAGGGGCUUAUCAGUAGCCGCUGCAACAACAAAUAACCAACAUUAAUUAUAAUCAAACAGGGAAAACAAUAUCAAGCUGAAACGAAACUCGGUCGCUUUAGUCAUCAUUCGUCGGCCAACAACACGCAAACAAGAACAGUGCAUAUAGAAGAAUUUUCAUUGCAGACUCUGUGACGUGUCCAAAUUACAAAGCACAGACUACACAAAGAAAGAUGUGCGGCUCACCGAACACAGCGGGCGGUACGGGUGCAAGGGCUCUGAUAUUGGUUGGUGGCUAUGGAACACGUCUGCGUCCCUUGACACUGAGCACUCCCAAGCCUCUUGUGGAGUUUGCCAACAAACCCAUACUGCUCCAUCAGUUGGAGGCGCUCGUUGAUGCGGGCUGUCGUCAGGUCAUUCUGGCUGUUAGCUAUAGGGCCGAGCAAAUGGAACAGGAACUGCGAGUGGAGGCGGAAAAACUGGGCGUUGAACUGAUCUUUUCACAUGAAAGUGAACCCCUGGGCACAGCUGGGCCAUUGGCGCUGGCCAAGCCCAUAUUGUCGGCCAGUGCCGAGCCCUUUUUUGUACUCAAUUCGGAUGUGAUCUGUGAUUUUCCCUUUAAGCAGCUUAUGCAAUUCCAUCGCAAUCACGGCAAAGAGGGCACAAUUGUUGUCACCAAAGUGGAGGAGCCAUCCAAAUACGGUGUGGUGCUUUAUGACGAGCUUGGCUGCAUUAAAAAUUUUAUUGAGAAACCGCAAGAGUUUGUUAGCAACAAAAUUAACGCUGGCAUUUAUAUAUUCAAUCCAUCGGUGCUGGAACGCAUCGAGGUGAAGCCCACGUCCAUUGAGAAGGAGGUGUUCCCGGAUAUGGCACUGCAGCAGGAGCUCUACGCCAUGGAUCUGACCGGCUUUUGGAUGGAUAUUGGUCAACCCAAAGACUUUCUAACCGGUAUGUGCCUCUAUCUCAGCUCACUGCGUCAGAAGCAAUCGACCAAAUUGUAUACGGGACCUGGUGUUGUGGGCAAUGUGCUUGUGGAUCCAUCGGCGAAGAUUGGCGAGGGUUGUCGCAUUGGUCCGAAUGUCACAAUUGGACCAGAUGUUGUCAUCGAGGAUGGCGUUUGCAUUAAACGUUCCACGAUUUUGAAAGGCGCCAUUGUGCGUUCCCAUUCCUGGCUAGACUCCUGUAUCGUUGGCUGGCGUUCAACAGUUGGACGCUGGGUGCGCAUCGAGGGUAUCACGGUGCUGGGCGAGGAUGUAAUUGUCAAGGACGAGCUCUAUGUGAAUGGUGGUCAGGUGUUGCCCCAUAAGAGCAUUGCUGCCAGCGUUCCCGAACCGCAGAUCAUCAUGUGAAAUCAAAGAGUUCCUGUUUCUGGAAUCAAUUAUUGUAAAUAUUAUAAUUAUUAUUAAUUAAUUGUUUCAUUUGGUAUUCGAUGCACCGAUUGCCUUUGUGAGUGUGUGCGUGUGUAUUUGUUUAAGCUGAAUGUUUGUCAAUAUUCUAAAGAGCAUUUCCAUUAAUUAGCCUGGCUAAAAUAUGUAGCUUACAAAAAUAAGACUUGAAUCGCAAAUUCUGUUACCAUUUGGCCUACAACUGUAAACGACGCAUAAGUUUUAUAUCAAUUUAAAUUAAACAUAGUCGAAAUAUAAACGAUGUAUUAUAUACAUAAA
Messenger RNA from Drosophila innubila, 1966 nucleotides. It is a transcript of the gene Gmppb, whose product is annotated as mannose-1-phosphate guanyltransferase beta. Gene Ontology annotation, biological process: GDP-mannose biosynthetic process; cell wall mannoprotein biosynthetic process. The coding region runs from base 536 to 1651 and encodes 371 amino acids. Lineage: Eukaryota; Metazoa; Arthropoda; Insecta; Diptera; Drosophilidae. The record is from RefSeq and is a predicted model, not a curated record. Gene Ontology annotation, cellular component: cytoplasm. Gene Ontology annotation, molecular function: GTP binding; mannose-1-phosphate guanylyltransferase (GTP) activity. The transcript is spliced from 3 exons.